Messenger RNA from Gigantopelta aegis, 4307 nucleotides. RefSeq names its product transmembrane protein with metallophosphoesterase domain-like. The coding region runs from base 1 to 1431 and encodes 476 amino acids. Gene Ontology annotation, molecular function: hydrolase activity. NCBI's taxonomy places the organism in Eukaryota, Metazoa, Mollusca, Gastropoda, Neomphalida, Peltospiridae. The transcript has 5 exons. The record is from RefSeq and is a predicted model, not a curated record.
AUGGCGGCGUUAUUAGGGAAAAGGUUUUUUGCUGCUGUUAUUCUCAUAAUUUCAGUCAUUUUGGGUGAAUUGUAUGUGCUGACACUACGUUGGGAAACUAAAGCGAUUAUUUUUAGGGCACAUUAUGUACUUUUGAUUGAAACGGUUCUUCUAAUAUUGUCUAGUUUUGUCUGGAGAAACUUUCGAACUUUAUUCAAAUCGAAUGUCUGCGCACAUGACCAGUCACAUGUCGCAGAGAGUCAGAUUCAUGAUCAUGCUGACUUUAUUGAUAAUAAACAUUUAAAACAUAACUCCCACAGACAUUCAGAUGUUAAGAUAGUUGAUAACAGAGCCAGUGGAAUUAAUGGAACUGUUUUACAUAAAGACUGGCAUGUUUGGAAAAAAGUUCUUUUUUGUUACUUGUUUUUAUGUCACAUUAGUUAUUUCACAAAUCUUCUGUUUAUUGGAAAAGAUCCAUAUUUAAUGGUAAUGAUAUGCUAUGGUGCUCUUGGGUCACUGUUCCAACUUGUAACAGGAAUGUGUUUCAUUAAAUUAGUAGGAUUUUUAAAUAAAUAUAUUUUAAAAAGACAUUUUUGUCUUUCUACAAAGUACAAAUUAACAUUAGCUGUCGUGUAUUCAUUAUUGGCCUCGAGCUAUGGCCUGUACAAUGCAACUUUACCACCCACCAUUAAGACUGUGCCCAUUUCAGUGAAAGGAUUGCCAGAGAAUUUGGAAGGAUUAACAAUUGUCCAGUUGUCUGAUAUACAUCUUGGACCAACUGUUGGUCGACACAAGAUGCAGCAAAUUGUUGACCUUGUCAACCAAUUAAAUGCAGAUAUUUUGGUGUUGACUGGUGAUCUUGUGGAUGGAAGUGUGGCCCGACUAAAGCAAGCAGCAGAACCAUUAAUAAAUAUACAGGCGAAGCAUGGGAAAUACUUUAUUUCUGGAAAUCAUGAAUACUACACUGGUGAUGUGGAUAACUGGUUUGAUUACCUGAGGACACUUGGUUUCACUGUACUACACAACUCCAACGUUAAACUGCCCAGUAACAUCGAUGCCCGGCAACAGAUUUGUCUUGCAGGCACUGACGACUUGCAAGCAGAAAAAAUUGGGUACGGCAAUCAUGGAAUGCAUUUGGAAAAAGCAUUAGGAACAUGUCUUCCCAAUCAGCCAGCCAUUUUACUUGCCCAUCAGCCCAAGGCUGCCAAAAUUGCUUUGGACUCAAAAUACAGAGUUGACCUGGUUAUUUCAGGUCAUACACAUGGGGGACAGAUGUUUCCUUUUAUGAUUCCUGCAUAUCUGAUCAACCCAUUCUACGCAGGACUUUACAAGUAUGGUAAAGACAGCCAUGUUUAUGUUUCCAUGGGAACACAGUAUUGGGGAAUUCCAAUGAGGAUUCUUACUACAAUGGAAAUCACACAGCUUAUCAUGACCAGGAAAAUACUCAAGUAAAUCUUGCAUCAAAUAAUGUGUGUGCCAAAGUUUGAUUUAUUAAUUUAUUUAUUUUGUUUUGACUUAUUUAUGUGUCGGUUAUUGUUAUGAAGUACCUGAUAACCCGACUUCAAAUAUUAAAAUUAUGUUGGUGUUACAUAUUUACAUUUUUUAUCAUGUUAUAUAAGUAUGUAAACAAUUUUAAUAUUUAAAAAUGUAUUUAUGCUGUAUACACACUAUAUAAUAAAAUAAAUAUGCUAAAUAUCGGCAUAGGUUGACCAUUAAAUUUCUUUUAACUAAAUAUAUAAAACAAUUUUUUUAUAUUUGACACUACUUGUAGAGUACCUCAAUAUAUUAAGCAGACCUAAUUUGUUCAAAUAUUAGCUGCUAAUGCAUGUCCAUAUGGAUCAUAGGAUUUACAACUGUCAUUUAUGGGCCUGAAAAGUCAUGGAAUUUUAAGUUGGGUCAUAAAAAAAUUAAAAUUGGUUGAUGCUUUUUUUUUGCUUUUUUUGGUCUGCACCAUUUAAAAUAACAAGGAAAGAUUGGCACAUUUUUAUCAGAACAUUGCAGUAUUAUUAGACUAUGUUUAGGAUCGCAGAUAAAUCCUUAUAAAUCCUCUGAUCCCACUGGAUUGGCAAUUAUUUAAAAUUUAUAUUCACACAUUAGUACAAGUUAAUUAUGUUUGGUCCGGAAGGUUUUGAUUUGGGCUAGCAGAAUUUGUAGCUUGCCGGACCAAGUAGCUGCCACGAAUUUCAGUAAAUUUCGACCCCCGAGUAUGAAGUCUGUAAGGACCACACUUAAAAAAGUAACUCCCAAGUAUACUGCAUACAGUGUUGCCAGUCUUUAAGAAACCAUCAAAAUAAAAUCUUUUUUAAUUAAUCAUAAAAUGACAGGACAAGAGGCUGUAAUCAGAUUUGAUGUGAAUUUUCAUAGGAUACAUUUGUAAGAGACAUAAUGUAUUAUUUAGCAUAACAUAACACGUUUGUUUAUGAAAUCACAGAAAAUAUUUUUGCCUUGACCUAAAAGGAAAGAUGUUCCCCCCAUUUUUUUUUAUAACAAUGGCAGAAGCAUAAUUGAAACAUAUGUAUUAGAUAUAAAAAUUUGCCAAUCAGUUCCCUUUAGUGAAGAAAAUAGAAUUUGAAAUUAAUAAAGUUUAUUGAAAUAUAUAGGGACUUGCACCAAUGACUUAGUUAUAAUAGUGUUUGGUUACAGAUUAUCUUAAAACGGGUUCAUAUACACAUUUUAUGUACUGAAACUGACAACUAGUCACAUUUGUUACAGGCUUUUGUGUGUGUUUUUUCACUUUCUACAUUGUUGUUAUAUAUAAAGGAACACAUUUCACUUUUAUGUAGGGUCACAUUCCACCGUGUAUAUUUAAUAAUAUAUUCCGUUGUAUUAUAUAUAGAAUUAAGAUCAAGCAGUCUGUGAUGUAAAUGAAAUAUUUGAUGUCAUUGUGUAUUUCAAUAGUAAUGCUACUAUCCAAAUAAUUCACGAUAACAUGAAAUGAAGGAAUAUCUUUUUAGCUUUAACCUUUCAGGGGUCAAACUUAAUGAUGGCACUGACACCUAUUGCCGUCUUGAAAUAUAAAUUGCCAUAGGUCGGGAGUAUCACCGACGGCACUUUCGUGUCACUGGAUAAAAAUUACUGCCGUCAGUAACAGCAUAUUGUAUAUACCUGGUGUUAAUUUUCUGCUGGUAUUUAACAUUUGUUAUUUAAUGUCUACAUACAGCAAAAUAACUUAUCAGGCCAAUGGAUUUCAAAUUUCAUGGGAAACACUUUUUUGAUUCUGUACCUUGUGAUCAUGGGAACCCAUCUGAAGCUGUAAAAAAUAAUUAUGUUUAUAUUAUUUUUGUUUGAUAUAACAAUUAUGGAAACAAAAUUUCGGUUCCACAAUUUUACUGACACAGUACCAGAAACGAUUGUUUCCGUGAAAUCCUAAGGCCUGCUGAAUUUAUGAUUUAACAGCAGAGGUGUUUUAAGUAUUGUAAAUAAUGUAAUUAAACAUAUGUGUGAUAAAAACAGGCUUAGUAAGUUUGGUUCCAUCUUUAAACAGAUUUAAUCGGGUGAUUUAUUACAUGAAGACUGUGAUUGUUUUAUUAUUGUGUCACUCUUGUUAUAGGCAGGGUUUCUGCCAGAGGGUAAAACGGGUAUGCGCCAUACCCAAAUGUUUUGGCAGAUUUUAUUUGCUCUUAUCAUUACUGUAUGAUUUUCUUGACCCUAGCCCUGAACUUAACCCAUUUUCUCUCUGGGAGAGGCCCCUAUAUCCCAUUGACUGUGGUUGCAUUCAGUUCCAUAGAGGCAUACAGGGAACAUUUUGUUUUAAAAAAUUUGAUUAGCGACAGUCGCGAAUCAAUUUUAAAAUUGAUUAGCAAUCACUUAUUUUGAUUAGCGAUUUCUGUAACAUUAGUAUGGUAUAUUAAAUAUGAACAAAAUAGUUUUUGCAACCUUUAUAUCAACUUUUAGUGACAUUUCUAGUUCAGAACCCCAAAGAACAGAAUUAAAUUUAGAGUCAUUCAGUAAACUCAGUGUUGGAGGGUGACUCGCAAGCAAUGUUUGGUCUCUUCGAUGCAACAGUGUCCACAGAGUGGGGAUGCUUCCCAUAUGGUUUGACAUUUGGAUGGCGACGUGAAGAGAAGAACAGAUCUGUCGUCGCUUUUGGGUUGAAGCUAUCCAAUCCAGGGCCUUCCAACGAUAUCCGCAUCAAUCGCUCCAGCAUUUUCUCUUGUAGACGAUUUCUGUGAUCCGUCUUGACUCCGACCCAUUGUAGAAAAGCCUCUUUCGACAACUGCAUUAGAGACUGAAAGAAAUGAUCCCAUCUUAGAACUCGGAUUUAUUUUAAAUAUGACACUGGUUUUUGUUGUCAGUGUAAACAUUGUAAUCUCAUCAAAUUGUCUUGU